This is a messenger RNA of Mytilinidion resinicola, 648 nucleotides long. Its product is annotated as SET domain-containing protein. NCBI's taxonomy places the organism in Eukaryota, Fungi, Ascomycota, Dothideomycetes, Mytilinidiales, Mytilinidiaceae. Gene Ontology annotation, molecular function: protein binding. The transcript has 4 exons. The coding region runs from base 43 to 531 and encodes 162 amino acids. The record is from RefSeq and is a predicted model, not a curated record.
UACACGAAUCUUUAGAACAGGGUUGGUCGUGGUAUUAGAGGGAUGGGGUCUGCAGUUGAUAAUAACUCAAUAGCAUUACACCGCUGCGCGGACAUGGUGAUUUUAUCAAACACUCCAAAAGGGCGAGGCGUCUUUGCUACUAAAGAUAUCCCAGCGAGGGCAGUUAUAGAUGUCUGUCCCGUUCUGGUACUAGGCGUAGAGGAAAACGAGGAACAUAUCAGACACACCUCACUGUACCACUACACAUAUAAUUGGCCCGUCAAAGAUGAAAACGGUAGUACGAGAGUUUCACAGGCCGUGAUCUUCGGCCUCGGGUCCAUGUUCAAUCACAACAUCGAUCAAAAUGUAGGAUGGGUACGGGACACUGAACGCCUAUUGGUGACAUAUCGCACUCUCCGUAACAUCACCGCCGGAGAAGAGCUCUGCAUCAGCUACGGGCCUCGAUUGACUUUCAAGGACGCAGAUAGUGGAGCCUACGUUCACGACGAAGAAGACGGACUAGAACAGUUGAAUAGAAUACAGCUUGCGUAGUGAUUACACCUGACCUAUCGCUACAAAUCACACGAGCCUGAGACACUCCCUACUUCCGCACCAGGAAUUACGCCUCCCGAAUUUGACCCUAGCCGGAGACACGUAAUGAAAUCUAUG